AUGUGGCCGCGUUUUUUGGCAUUUUGGUUGCUGGCAUGGAUUCAACCUGCCUAUUUUCUAUUUCCCGGUGCUGUUCCUGAUGAAGGCGAUGUUCGCCAUCUUUAUCCGAUCACACACAUCAGUAUUGGUCUCGAUAAUCAUGCUCAUAUGUUACCGUACCUGUUUGGCUGGUUGGAAAAUAUCGACUACCCAAAGGAUCGCCUUCGAAUCACAUUGUAUCAGCUUAGUAAGGAUGAUGUCACGGAAAAUCAACACAGUGAUGAGCAACUAUGUAGGUGGAAGAAUUCCGUGUCGUCGUUGUUUGCCUCGGUGACAGUCGUCGUAGGUGAGGAGAACUGGUUAGAAGCAGGGCUGAGAGCUGCACGAUUGCGCAAGGCCAGCCGGGUUCUGCUAAUGACUGGGGAUGCCCUCCCUUUUAGGGGCACACUGCUGCAGGAUUUGAAUUCUACCGCAGUUGUGAUGAGCGCCUUGUUUUCUCCGACCCUAAGCAGUGAAAUAAGCAACUGUGCAACAGUAGAUGACGACUACCGUGAUCGAGAAGUAAUAGAAAGAAGAAAGAUCUCAGAAGCAGUGUUGCCCAUGUUGAUAAACCUUGAUACAAUCGAUUCAUCAUACCUUACAUUUGAUUCGGAUAAUCUCCCCAAUUACCUGGGUAGUGGUGAUCCAUCUGAGUUCCGUUACCUGCUGGCCGACAUCGUUGCAGAUGGUGGACGUCUUCCGUUGGCUUCAAAAUUCGUUCGUCCAUGGACUCCAGAGCCACAGCUCUGGGACGUUGAAAAGAUCUAUAUGAUUAAUCUCAAACGACGUCCAGAGAGGAGAGCUAGAAUGGAAAGAAUUUUCGAGAUCCUUGGAGUCGAUGCAACGUAUUGGGAAGCGACUGAUGGGCAGAAUUUGCCCACUAAUUAUCAAUACCGUAUACUUCCUGGCUAUAUGGACCCCUAUCACAAAAGACCAAUCAAAGCCGGCGAGAUUGGAUGCUUUCUGAGCCAUUACAGGAUCUGGCAGGACGUCGUGCAACUCGGUCUUUCGCGUAUAGUCGUUUUCGAAGACGACCUCCGUUUCACUGAUGGUGGCUUGGAAAGAAUCAAAGAGGUGCUCGAGGACCUCGACGUUUCUAAAAUGGAAUGGGAUCUAAUUUAUCUGGGCAGAAAGAAACAAGCUGACCAGGAAGAAUUGUGGGUACGUAAUCACAGGCACCUCAGCACCGUCGGUUAUUCGUAUUGGACCCUUGGGUAUAUUUUAUCGGCAGAAGGAGCGCGUCGGCUCAUUGAUGCAAAACCGCUAGAGAAACUCCUUCCAGUUGAUGAAUACUUCCCUAUUAUGUUUAAUAAGCAUCCCAAUAAGGAAUGGAUGUCACAUUUUCCCGUACGAAAUCUACGUGCUUUCACUCUGUAUCCACUUAGCGUCUUUCCUCAGAGAUAUACCCAUGAAGAGGGCUAUGUGAGUGACACAGAGGAUUCGAAGGUUGUAAAAGAUGAAGUUACUUCUGAAACUCAGCUGAAAAAAGAUGAGCUAUAG
Molecule: messenger RNA, 1518 nt
Organism: Haemonchus placei
Lineage: Eukaryota; Metazoa; Nematoda; Chromadorea; Rhabditida; Trichostrongylidae
Source: the annotation of a GenBank genome assembly